Molecule: messenger RNA, 1233 nt
Organism: Anastrepha ludens (Mexican fruit fly)
Lineage: Eukaryota; Metazoa; Arthropoda; Insecta; Diptera; Tephritidae
Exons: 2
Coding region: 43-1233 (396 amino acids)
Source: RefSeq, a predicted model, not a curated record
CCAAACACUUUUGGAAAUUUAUCAAAAAAAAUUAUCUCAUUCAUGCAGAAGACACCGGCCAAACGAUUCGACAUCAUAUUCGACCAAUAUUUUACUCCAUCUAUUAAAGAUUAUGAACGAAUACAAAGAGGAAAUGUCAGCAGUAUCGAUUAUAAGAUCACAGGACCCGAACAAACUCGACCUAAAGAUUUCAAUAAAGAAUUAAGAAAUAGCAAAUUCAAGGACGCACUGGUCAGAUUUCUCAUAGAACAUUGGGGAGCAGUGGAAAUGGUGCCAUUUAUUGGCAAUUCAACCAUAAAAUUGAAUUACGAUGUGUGCUAUACAUUUACAAGUGACGGCGCCUCUGUAUCGAAAAUCGUCGAUGAGGAAAUGUCAUGCGAACUUCAGGAGGAAGCAGAUACAAAAAUUGUGUAUCAUGUGUGUAAAGCGGUCUGCGAGAAUGUUUUAAUAAAAUGUUCCGAUACUGACAUACUGAUCAUCAUGCUGGGUAACAUGGACCAUCUUUCGCAUGACGAAUUGCACAUAUUUAUGGAAUUAGGAACUGGCAAUAACAAACGUUGCAUUGAUAUCAAUGAUCUCAGUGAACAACUCGGCCCAUCCCUAUGCCAGAGUUUACCAGGAUUCCAUGCCCUGACCGGUUGUGAUUACAGUCCGGCCUUUUACAGAAAAGGCAAGAAAAGACCUUUCCAGAUAUUAAAAAAAUCACCGGAAUAUCAAAAUGCUUUUAUUGAACUGGGGAAUAUAAACUCCAUCGCAACAAAAACUCAUAUAUUUAAAAUGCUGGAAAAAUUUGUAUGCGAAAUGUACAAUUUAAGAAACAUAAAUGACGUGAACAGCGGUCGCUUUUCUAAAUUCUGGGAGACAUAUAAAGCGUCAAAUGUAAACGAAGUAUUCCAGAAACAGCUGAAAAAUUUCGACGCAUCGUCUUUACCGCCAUGUAAAACCGAGUUACAUCAGCAACUUCUCCGAGCUCAAUAUAUUGGAAAUACAUGGCGCAACGCUUAUUUGAAAUCUCCAACUUGUUAUAUCCCCGAAUCGAAUGGCUGGGUGAGAAAUGGACAAUUUCUUUCUUUUAAUUGGUUUGAUGGCGAUCAAUUCCCUCAAUCAGUUCUUGGAGCUGUCAUAGAAACUCCUUCAACGAAUGACAACAUUGAAUCAGAUGCUGAAGCUGAAGAAAUAGAAAAUGACUAUUUCAGUUCAGACUCGGAAUCUAUUUCUGACAUCGAAAAUUAA